GUAGCUCUCGCAGCUUUCCCCAUUGAUGUCAAACGCAGGAAGCCCAUACCAGGAUAAUGGAAGUGAUUUGUUUUUUUUUAAUUGAAAUCAAAAUGAAAUUUCAAUUGAUUUUGUUUUUUACUUGCAAUUUGCGGUUAACAUUAUCCGUACUGGACUAUAAACCAAGACUCUUCGUUCGUCAAGACAGUGAUAAUAGUCUGUGGUAUAACCAGAGCCAGAGGAACACUGUGUUUUUUCACCCAGAAGACUCCAAUGAACUAUACGUCGGAGGAACAAACUUUGUGUACAGGAUUAAUAUAGAAAAUGGCAGCCUUGUAGAGAACAUUCCGUUGACAGUCACUGGGGACCAAAACUGCAAAGAGAUUUCCUGUGAAAACGUCAUUACCGUCAUUCAACAGUUCCAGGACAGGUUGUUUGUAUGUGGUACAAAUGGAAACAAGCCGCUGUGUUGGAAGCUGCAUCCCCAGGUCGGAAAUCAAUCGACUCAGGUUAUUGAAACUUCUGAAGGCACAGGGAUUUCACCUCACAUCUACACACAGAACUCCCUAUCUCUCACUGUAGAGGGGGACCUUUACACUGCAGUGCCUCUGAACAGCGAUGGGAGCUUGCUGCAGUUCCGCAGGAAGAAAGGCCAAAGACCCACUGUCUGGAUGCACCCCGGAUGGGUGAUGGAACCCACCUUCAUCUCCACUAGCUGGGUCAGACGUAAGGAGGACAAAGACCAGGAGAAGAUCUAUUUGUUCUUCAGGGAGAAGAACUCAGACAGCAGUCCAGAUGCAGACCCCUGGAUAUCAAGAGUUGCCCGUGUGUGCAAGGUGGAUGAGGGCGGUCCGAAGAGAUUCUUCCAGAACAUAUGGACAUCGUUCCUGAAGGCGAGGCUGGUGUGUGGGAUCCCCAGCGAGUCACUGUACUUCAACCGCCUGCAGGACAUCUACGUCCAGCACGCCGACGACUGGAAGGACAGCCGGGUUUAUGCCCUCUUCAGCAGCAGCUGGAACUCUACUGCUGUUUGCAUCUACUCCAUGGCAGAGAUCGAUCAUAUCUUUGAGAGCUCCUCCUUCAAAGGCUUUCAAGGAGAAAUCCCAGAACCAAGGCCAGGAACAUGUGUCCCGGACAGUAAGACCCAGCCUGUGAACACCAUCAGAGUCCUAAGGGAUCACCCUGAAAUGAGCGACUGGAUCCAUCCCAUCCACCACCAGGCCCCAUUCUACAUCAGCGCCAAUAAUUACACCAAACUCGCCGUGGAUCUUGUCUCAGCCGCCACCGGCGUUGCACACAGUGUGCUCCUCCUUGCUACUGCCCAAGGAAUGAUCCACAAGAUCUUGGAGGACGACUCUAAACCCUUUAUUAUCUCUGAGACACUUCUCUCGAAUCACACCACAUCUGUUCUGUCCAUGAAUCUGAAUUCUGAAAGGAGGAAGCUCUUCAUUGGCUUUCCAGAUCAGAUUGCUUGGUUGGAUCUGCAGAGAUGCCAGGAUUAUAAUGGAUCUUGUGAAGAAUGUGUUCUUGCGCGCGAUCCAUACUGUGCCUGGAACGAGUUGGGGUGCACACCUGUCAGCCCUGUUGACAGGUAUUUUUCUUCCAGUGGAGGAAUUCAGAAUAUUCUUGGAGGCGAAACGAGUGUUUGUCCCAAAAAUUAUCCAGCAUAUACUCUCCUUCCGGAAACAAAGAGACCAAAGAGGGAUGCCCUGUCACAAACACAAGACCCUCCCGGAGUUACCUAUUCCAUCCCCCUGGGUGUGCCCUUUUACCUGUCCUGCCCCAUACACUCCCACCACGCCUUCUACACCUGGGAGUACGGGGGCCGCAGCAGCAGGUGCCAGCAGACGGGGACUGACUGCCUCCACCUCAUCUCCGCCAUGAGCCAGGACAGCUACGGGAGGUACUACUGUGUGUCCAGCGAGCGGGACUACACCAUGGUGGUGAGCUCAUACCAGCUCAAUCCCAGCAGAGUGGAAAAGAGCGGAGGAGUCUGGGCCUCGGCACAGAGGCCCACCGUGGCUGUUCUUGUGGCGGCUCUUUUAGCAACGUCCUGCUAUUAGAACUAACGUCUCUCUCCUUGCCAGCCUGCCAGCUUGUGCCAUACAGCCGCUACUGAUGAUUCAAAAUGCCGCUGCCCGACUCAUCUAAAACCUUCCCAAAUUCUCCCACGUCACUCCUCUGCUGCGAUCACUCCACUGGCUACCGGUCGCUGCCAGAAUCCGGUUCAAAGUCCUUACCCUCGCCUACACUGCAGCCAACAGAACAGCCCCUAUCUACUUGCAGGACAUGAUUCGAUCCUAUACCACGCAGGGCAACUUUCAAAAAAAGUUCUUCAAAAAAGAAAACAGCAGAAUCCAAAAAUCCAAAAAGAAAAACAUGCAGAACAGAACUCGGGCAGGGCAGGAACUCACGGGCGGAAACACAGAGGCAGAAAAACAUGCGGAAACACAAGGAACCAGCACCUGAGUCAGGGAAGCAAAGAACGUAAAUAGACACGACACUAAUGAGACAUAGGAGGGCACAAUGCACAAUCAGACCACAGAGAGGGAAGGGAAAAUGAGAUAUAACCAAAAAACAAUAAUAGAAUAGAAUUCCUGAAAUUUUUUUAAAAUCUAUUUAAUUUCCUGUAUGGGAAGUUUUUAGAGAAUUGUAUUGAUGAGGUGAUAUCAGACACUUUAUGAAAUUGGUGAGGAUUGAGGGGGUGUCCCAUUAGAAGUGGAGUAAUGCAUGCAACAGCAUUUCACAGGCCCCGGCAUUUCCCGCCCCGCUGAAACUGCAUGGGGAUCGGCACCGCUUGGCCUUGGGUCCAAACUUUGCAUGGUAAAAACACAAGCCAGGUCCCGCCGCCGUUGAGGAGCUGUUGCUGCGGCAGCGACUGUUGUGUCUCCAGGCAGUGGCGAAAAGGCUUGGGCAGGAAAAAGCGCGGCGGCGCAGUGCUGUUGACCUGCCAGGAAAAACUUAUCAGCCUCCUCUGCCAGAGCACAGCAGUCGGUGAUGGCGGUGUUGGCCAAAGCAGCCCGUACCUGAGAAGGCAGCUGUCGCAGAAACAGUUGAACGAAGUGGAAGUCGGGUUUAUGCUCUCCCAGGCGAUCCAGCAUCCUGUCCAUAAGUUCAGACGGUUUGCUGCCGCUGAGACCUUAUAGCGAGAAAAGCCGGCUAGCCCGCUCAGCGUCAGAAAGUUAAAACAUUUUCAACAGGUGAGCUUUGAGUGUGUCGUAUUUAUCGUGCUGUGGAGGACUUUUAAGGAGGCUCACCACUCUGGUUGCUGUUGAACUCCCGAGGGCCGACACCACAUAAUAAUAUUUUGUGGCAUCCGCGGUGAUCUCCCGCAACGCGAACUGCGCUUCUGUCUGGGCGAACCAAGCCGAGGCUGACUACUCCCAGAACUCUGGCUGCUUGAGAGGAACUGCAUUAGAGCUGCCUCUGAAAACAUCCAGCAGACAAACGUCAGGGUCACCAGUGUAGGAAUUGUAGGGAAGUAGAGACGGGCAAUUUCUCUCAGUUGACUACACAAAUGAGUGUGUCAUUUAUUUCAGCACACACAGUUAGCGAGCCAAAAAUGGCACUGCUCAAGCAAUAAUAAACGUAACUUCUGUUACCCAGAAAGCACUCUUUCUUAAAGGGACCGUGUCUACCUAACACAGAAGAGCACACAAUAUAACUGCGUGUGGUGAACCAACAUCAAACCACCAAUUAUGGUGAAUUAUGUCCAAAGAGUCCGCUGCAAAGGCUUAAAUAAGAGUGCAAUCAGUUUAUUUUUAAUAAAUGCAAUACUGUUUUCUGCUGCUGUUGCUAAAUAAAGUACUGUUUAAUAACGUACAUUGAAAAUAGAAGCUCGGAUUGGUAGUUCUUUUAUAAAUAUGUUGUAGACCUGUGUUGACGCUGUAGAGUUUGGUAUAUAGGACUGCCAUCAAUAUACUGUGCAGCACCAUUUGACUGAUGACAGCAAUAAGCCAAAAUCUUUUGGCCUCAUUUUGACUAAAAACGUAAUGUUGGUCUUUUCUGAAUGUAAUUAGCAAUAGGAGAAAGCUUUAUUUGACCAGUUCAGUAUCUCUCCAGUUCAGCAGAAACAUGAUUACAUAAACAAGAAGAAUAGAGAUUGAAAUGCAUGAGGUUUUCAGGUUGGGGUGUGAGUCGGGGUCCAAACGCAUUAGACAUGAGACUUCUGCAGCAGUAUCCUUGUUGUUUCUGAGAAUUAGGGCCUGGUAAAGGAGCCCCUUACAGAAAGGAUGUUUGAAGGAGUGCCUGUUCAAACAGGAAGGAUAACAUAACAGUUUUGUUUGCUGAGAGACUUCUGAAUGGAAGCUGGGUCCAAUUAGUGGGUAGCAGCCAUUAAGACAGACAGGAGACGUGACCGGGAAGCGGGAGGUGCUAGGCAUCCUGAGGUAGCGGAACGGAGGGGUCUGGCUGGCAUGUAGGGUAUGAAGAUCUUAUGGAGGUAUGCUGGGGCUGACCCCUUAACUGCCUGGUAUGCUAGGACCAAUGUUUUGUGGAGUGGAGGGUAGUGAACAGGGGGGUGACAUAGGAGUGUCUGGGGAGGUUGAAGACCAGAUGAGCUGCAGGGGUCUGAUGGCAGAUGUCGGAAGGCCAGCCAGAAGAGAGUUGCAGUAGUCCAGACGGGACAGUAUCAUUGCUUGGACCAGGAGCUGGGUUGAGUAGGUGGUGAGAAAGUGACGGAUUCUCCGGAUGUUGUACAGGAAGAAUCUGCACGCUCGGCUUACCGCUGUGAUGUUCUUGGAGAGGGACAGCCUGUUGUCCAUCAUCACUCCGAGAUUCUUAGCACAAUGUAUAAUGUGUCUUUACUUUUGCAAGCACGCUUCAGCAAUCACCAGAGUGAUCAGAAAGAUUGUGUUUGCAUCGAAAAAGGAACUUUUGUGAGGGGAAAAUAAGUAUAACCACUGAUGUUGAAUCCAGGGGUGUGCACUUGAAGACUCCUUUAGCUAGCAACAGGCAAAAUAAGGGCAAAUUAUUAAGAUUCUAAUAUUACAUUAUAUUACAUUUAUUUGGCAGAAGCUUUUAUCCAAAGCAACGUACAAUAAGUGCAGUCAGUGGGACAACUACAAAACACAGGUCCGAUAAGGUACAAUAGUCAUUAUGUAACCGUUAUCCAUAGCCAUGCACAUCAUACCCAGUUCAUGCAGUAAGCAUAGGCUAAAUCAGAAAGUCAUGGUAAGUCAAACUAGAAGGAGGCAUGAUGACGAGCUACAUCAAGAUAACGAUACAAGUGAAAUAUAAGUGCUGGAUGGAGAUACAAGUGUAACAUGAAAGUUCUAGAAGAACAAGAUAAAAGGAUACUAGUGAUAAGUGUGAUCUUAGAUCCUAGAAGUGAUAAGAGUGCCCUGCAGAGUAGCGAUAGUCCAAGUGCAGUCUGAAGAGGUGCGUCUUCAGACCACGGCGGAAAGUGGGCAGGGACCGAGUGGUCUGAAGAUGCAUCUCUUUAGACUGUACCUGUAUUCUGAUAUGGAGUGUGCUAAAUUGAGUCUCUGUGCACAGAUCAGCACAGGGCCCCAGUGCUGCUAUCUUUAGUUUCUGUCUUGGGCAGAUUUUAUGUGAUCGUAUUGAUUGUACUGAAUAGAUGGAGUGCUUUCUGGUGGGAUGUAUGUAAUGCAAGAGGCUUGCUAUAUUUAUGUGGGCUCAGUGGCUUGCAAAAGUGGUUCUCAUGGUUAUUGUCUAUUGAUUGUUCUGGUACUGAAGUGCAUGUGACUGGAAUACAAGCUACAGCACUUAUGCCGGCACAGCUGUUGGUAAGGGCCAAAUAAAAGGACUGGGAAGUCAAAUGCAAAAGAAACAACUGAUGAGGAAAGCAUAACAAAAGGCUGGUCUGUGCAUGAGACUGAAAGCAUUGUCAAUGUUCAGAAACGACAUGGUAGUUGAAAAAAGCAUGAACAAUGUUGUAACCGUAAAUUGGCAACUGCUUGGAAUUUAAUCUGAUGCCUUUCUAAGCUGAAUUACUGUAAAAUGCCAAAUGUGCACUUGCAUGAAGGCACAGAGGUGCAGAAACAUUGUUCAGCAGGAACAUGUUACUGUCCCAUUAGUGCUGCUUACAGACAGGAAAGCUGUAACCCUGGAAAGGCUGGCUGCGUUGAAACAUAAUUUUUGUUAUUUUUUUGUAUAGAGGUACCCUUGUAGUCUGCGUUUGAGCAGCAGAACCUUUUGCAGCUUUCUGCACUGGUGAUAGCUGAGCCUCUAAACCAUAUAUUUAACUUGACCAUUUUUUAUAGCAUAAUACCUUACCUAAGAUCUGGAAAACUGCUAAUGCACUCCAACUCUUUAAAGGGGGUGAGGCUAGCGAUCUAAAUAACUGUCGUCUAGACAAAAAAUUCAUGAAUCUUUCAUUUGUUCCCAAUGAAAAACUUUUCUUACUGGCCACAAUAUCUUAUAUCCCUAUAGGUCUGGCCUCAGACUUGAUCAUAGCACCAUUACAGCUACCACCCUACAUCAUAAAUGACAUUGCAAAGACAUUAGAUAACAAACAACAUUUUAUUGCUGUUUAUUAUUAACCUGGAUUAAUACACUGGAUCAUCCCCUGUUUUUAAAUAGUCUUUUGCAUGUUGGCUUUGAUUGCUAUGUUCAUUCUUGGUUCUGUAAUUACUUAACAGAAAGGACACUGCAUUUAUGUAGAUGUGAUCAACUCAAGUUUACUCAAUAUCUCUAAGGUUCUUUCGAGCAUUCUUAAAUGACAUUGGACUGAAUUUGUAAAAACAAGAUAAAAAUAUUUGUGCUGAUGAUGCAAUCAUUUAUUUCUUUCUCAAACUGCUUGCCAGGCCAUAAAUGACCUGCAGCUUGGAUUCAAUAUUAUUCAAAAAUCUUGUGGAGCAUACGUUCAUUUUAAAUGAAAAGAAAACAAAAUUAGUUUUUCUCCAGCUCACACAAGCUUGUUACCAUAGACCUGCAAAUAUGUACUUUAAAGGGUGCAUACAUUGCACAAAUCUCCAAAUAAGUACUUUGGCAUGUGGACUGAUGAUUGCCUGUCUUUGAAAAGUCACAUUGACAACUUGUACAUUAAAAUCAAAAGUCAACUCUAGUGCUUAUGCGGGAACCAAUCAUGUUUGUUUUCCUUUAAAACAAGAAGGAAGAUUGUUGAAGCAUCAUUCCUCCCUGUCCUUGAUUACAGUGACAUAAUUUACAUGCUCCAGUCUCAAUAAAUAAACCACUAGAUACUGAUUGCUUGAAGGUAUAUCAUUAACCGUAGCUCUCAGACUCAUCGUUGUCUAUUAUACCAGACUGUGUGAUGAUAUCCUUUAUAUUUAAGAAGAAAAAAACAUUAUCUUAUUUCUACCUAUAAGGCUCUCUCACAUUACCCCACUUCACUUAUUAGCAUUACAACCUCAAAAUACAAUACACACUCUCAGGAUUACCUUUCAUUGCCAGCAAACUGUACAUUUUAAAUGUUUUAAAUUAUAUUAGACUUUUCAUGGCUAUUUAUAUUUUUAUGUCUUUGUCUGUAAAUUGAAAUAUUUGAAACUAUUUGUCUUGUUCCCAUUUAGUUUUCAGCCCUUUGCUUUUUUUAAAUUAUUUUAUUUUAAUUGUAAAGGGCACUACUGAAAAUGACAGCCUGGUGAAUAAACAAGGAUUUUCCCUAAUAUGUAUAUUUGAAAUGUAUAUUCUGAAUGAAAAUAUAGCAGCUAUGUAAUCUAAAUUUGUUUGAACAUUUAAUAUUAACAUUAUGCAAUAUUUUCAUAUUUACUGACUGUAGAAGUGCAAUAAAGAAAUAAACUAAUUAAGUAGUGCUACUAUCAAUUUGUUUAUGGUAGCCCUGAUAACUUUUAUUUUAUAUCUUACGCAUAUUGUUCAGAAACAGAAACUAAAUGGUAUAGUGAUUAUAUUGUAGUAUACAUCUGUUUUAUUUUCAUAAAUGAUUGUAAUUUAUUUUUCUAAUACAAUCUGCUGUACGAGUUCAUUGUUUUUUUUCUAAAACUUUGUUUUGUGUUUCAACUAAGUUUAUCUUGUGUUGGCUCAUAUGGUAUAUAAAUAUAAUUUUGGCUGAGUUGAAUAUAAAUAUGAGAUGCCUGUCCAUUCGUGUUCGCUGAAUUUUGUUCAAUGAGUCACAGAAACAUUCUUACUGUACUUUUGAACAUGUUUUUCCCCAGUUUUACUUUCUCUCCACCAUCAGUUUGGGAAAGCGCAGUUUUGUAGUUGGGCUGCAUAGUCACUGUAUUGGAAGGCAACACUUUCGUUUCUGCAGUGUCGGAGAUCUAGCGUUUAGUGCUCACUGCCUUUAAGAGAGAUACAGAAUGAUUGCAUUGGGCAAACUUGUUCAUGGUCCAUACAAUAUUAUAUUGCUACUAAGUAGCCUACUCUGGCUGACCUGCUUUGUCUGCCCCCCGUCUCCCCCUCCACAAACAUCAAAGGAAAUGUCCUUGGACAAUUAAAGUCACGCUGAGGCCUGAAAUCUAAGCAUACAAUCUGUGGUGCCUCCUCUCCUGCAGAGUUAAUUGUUUCUGAAGAAACAUCAGAACACCAAGCUAUUUAGAGUGUCAGUGCCCAGCGUGACCACAGAAAACCAUAAGGAUCAUGGUUUCCUUUUUUCCAUUCUAAAGCCCUAUUCGCACGGGACUAGUAUUACCUGGGGACCUCAUGUGAUUUAUAAAUUACCCCCCCCCCCCAACGUCUGUGUUUCGUGUGGCGCAUUCGCACGGGAUAAGCGUGUUUCAGCAUCAAGCUUUCGUCAGGGAAUAAGCUUGAUGCUGAAACACGUCAGAGUUUGUUUUUAAAGUUUUAAUAUGACCAUGCCACAACAAUAAAGGCAUUUUAAUUGUUAAAAAAGAGAGUGCCUUGGAGUUUUCUUUGAUUUUAAUUUUUCUAAUUGACUGUUUCUUAUUUAAUAAAAUGAUAUAGAGUUUG
Molecule: messenger RNA, 8826 nt
Organism: Anguilla rostrata (American eel)
Lineage: Eukaryota; Metazoa; Chordata; Actinopteri; Anguilliformes; Anguillidae
Gene: sema7a
Product: semaphorin 7A (JohnMiltonHagen blood group)
Exons: 14
Coding region: 57-2042 (661 amino acids)
Biological process (GO): positive regulation of cell migration; negative regulation of axon extension involved in axon guidance; regulation of inflammatory response
Cellular component (GO): external side of plasma membrane; plasma membrane
Molecular function (GO): chemorepellent activity; semaphorin receptor binding; integrin binding
Source: RefSeq, a predicted model, not a curated record